AUGUGGCAGGCUCUCCACAACGCCCAGCUGCCCCUUGCGGACGACGGUCUCCUCGUUGCCGCUCUUUAUGCGGAGGAGUUUUUCGACGAGAAGCCGAAUUUGAUGACGCUGAAGGAGGCGUACAGGAGCGCGGAUGCCAAGCUGAAGGAGAAUCUGGAGAUCUCGUUGGCGCUGCACUGGAUGCGGCCGCCUAUGCGCGCUGGGAUAAAUCCGUUUGAUGUGGUCAGGGGCUUCGAGGGCAUGCGUGGCAUGGACUUCUGGACCGAUGUGCGCGACUUCCUCGGAGGCUGGCCGAUGCAGUUUGCCAGUGCGUCGCAGGUGCUGGCUUUUGCGCGACGCAGCGGGCUCCGUUGCGUUGGCAUCCGCCGCUACGGCGGCAACACCGAGUUCUCCCUCGCGCGGCCCGCCGGCGUGGCACG
This is a messenger RNA of Prorocentrum cordatum, 419 nucleotides long. NCBI's taxonomy places the organism in Eukaryota, Dinophyceae, Prorocentrales, Prorocentraceae. The record is from the annotation of a GenBank genome assembly.